Molecule: messenger RNA, 1511 nt
Organism: Cynara cardunculus var. scolymus (artichoke)
Lineage: Eukaryota; Viridiplantae; Streptophyta; Magnoliopsida; Asterales; Asteraceae
Product: F-box/FBD/LRR-repeat protein At1g13570-like
Exons: 5
Coding region: 204-1499 (431 amino acids)
Molecular function (GO): protein binding
Source: RefSeq, a predicted model, not a curated record
CCAUGGAGAACACUCAUGCGACCACGAUGAUAUCAUGGAAAUGUAAUAUCAAGGAGACAUGGGAAGAUGGGAUCGCCGGUCUCGGAAGAGGAAUAGCCAUUCUUGGGGGCAUGAAUCGUUUAUUAGGAAAGGACCAAAUAUUCUUGGGAGCCGAAUAGCCAUUCUUGAACCUUAUGCAUUUAUUGGGAAGGUGAGCACUAUAAAUGAAUCCAUGUCUCUUCCAAGUAAAGCAGUUGCUUCAACUUUCAAUCUAUGCGUUUCCUCUUCUAAUUCUCAAAAAGCCCUGCAACUUCCAAUUGAUGAAGAUGAAGGAUCGUAAUCUAAGUUGUGUUGAAGAGGAUAGAAUCAGUAACCUGCCAGAGCAUUUGAUUGGCUCAAUCUUAGAGCGUCUCACGGUUCAAGAUGCCGUAAGGACAAGUGUUCUAUCGAAAAGGUGGAGGUACAGAUGGACUACAAUGACGUCGUUGGUCCUUGACGAGCAAUUCGCCAAAAAAAUUGUAAAAUAUGUAGCUUUCGGUCUUAAUGGGUUUAUAAGGAUCGUAAACCAAAUCUUGAUCCUUCACCCACGUGCUAUAUCGAAAUUAUCUCUCUAUAUACCGAAUAUCUCUCUUGAUAGCUUCCAAGAAGUGCAUCAAUGGAUGUUAUUCCUAUCAAGAAGCAGUGUCAGGGAACUCGUCCUUUUUAAUGCAAAUUCCUUUUAUCCACUUCCAUCUCAUGUGUUUUCUUGCUCAGAAUUGAAGAAGUUGAAACUUGAGAACUGUAUCUUCAACACACCACUCGAGUUUGAGGGUUUUCCCAAUCUUAAAGAUCUUUUUCUCAAGAAUAUUGUCUUUGGGCCUAAUUGUUGUGUAACUAAGGUCAAUUUACCACGACUUAGAAAGUUGACCCUGAAUAAUUGCACACAACAUCAAUGCUCAACUUUACGGAAACCCAUAGAAAAUAUUCUACGAGUCGAAUACAUGAAUCUGGCCAGGUUGUUAAGUAUCUUGCCCAAUGUUCAACACUUUUUCAUCGAUGGUCAUUUUAUCAAGUUUCUGAGUGCAGACAAGAUGUCGAAUUGGCUUCUUCAUGCAGAUAAUAGUAUUGAGUUCUUGUGGUUUAAAGAUAUUCAACUUAGUGAUAUGGAUCAAGUUCAGAGUGUGCUUAGUUUGCUUCAGACCUCACCGAAUCUAGUAAGACUAGAUAUCAUUUAUUCUCCGAUGCCUCAGGGCAUGCAUUACAAUGUAGAACCGGCUUUAAAUCAUCUGGAAUCCCCUAACUGCUUGGGUCGGACAUUGAAACAGUUGGAAACCAUGAGCAUAAAAAGCUUAACAGGAUCAAGAACGCAAAUGCUUUUUAGAAAGCUCUUACUUGCUCAUUCCCCAUCUCACGAUAAGUUGACCAUCAUAGUGAGUAAAACUUCUGAUGCACUUCAACGGCUUAACAUUGCUAAGGAGAUUAUGCAGUUCCCUCGAGCCUCACGACAAGCAGAAAUCAUCUACUUGGAUCCCAGAUCGUGAACAUGUAGGAUG